Molecule: messenger RNA, 762 nt
Organism: Didymodactylos carnosus
Lineage: Eukaryota; Metazoa; Rotifera; Eurotatoria; Philodinida; Philodinidae
Source: the annotation of a GenBank genome assembly
AUGAAAGUCAUAUCAUCUUGUUCUUUUCAAAGGUCUCAUCCACCAGAGCCACAAGAUUUGAGGAACGAAACUGUUUUAUCUCAACGUUCUUCUGGUUAUCAAUCCCACCAACAAUAUCGUCCAAAAAGUUGUAUUUUAAAACAUAACGUAUCUAAUGCAUGGGAUAACUACUUAUUAGAUGUUAAAUUCGAUUUUAAUUAUCAUACAUUACGUUCAAUAUUUUCCGAAAUUAUACCAACAAUUCUAGUUACACUCUUCAAUAUUGGCAUUAUUCUGCGUGUUAUCAAAGCAUCAUGUCAACUUCGACUCGAUAUUCCACGCACAAUAAAAGUUGCCAUCGAAGAUUCAUCGCUAGAGGAAAAUACCAGUACUACUCAAAAUUUUGAAAAAUGUAUUGCUUAUAAUCGACCAAAAACAUCGGGGAUGAACAUUGUACUUAUUCUUCACAGUUGUCUAUUUUUUUUCUCAUCGUUAACGCAUACUAUUGUACAUUUGUUUACGAAUGAUGCUUUUCUAACUCAUUCGGUAUCAGUUAUUAUUCUUGCAAAUUGUUCAUUAAAUUUUUAUUUCUAUUGUUUAGGUGGUAAAACAUUUCGAAAUGAAACUUUACGUUUAUUCAAUCAAUAUUUUCAAUAUUGUUUUAGUAUGGAAUUUUUGAAUAUAUUCCGUACAAAAUCACAACGUGCUGCAGCUGGUCGAAAAACACAGAUGAAUUUAAUUCAAUCUCGUAGCUUGAUGGCAUAUAAAACAAGAUCUAAAUAG